This is a messenger RNA of Acanthochromis polyacanthus (spiny chromis), 2785 nucleotides long. RefSeq lists its product as uncharacterized. The transcript is spliced from 3 exons. Bases 190 to 828 code for a protein of 212 amino acids. NCBI's taxonomy places the organism in Eukaryota, Metazoa, Chordata, Actinopteri, Pomacentridae. Gene Ontology annotation, molecular function: ubiquitin-protein transferase activity. The record is from RefSeq and is a predicted model, not a curated record.
AAUGGUCACAUUGGCCAAAGGCAGGACACAAAGACAAGUGAGGAUAGUUUACCGGACUCCUUCUUUGACAAGGCACAUACAGUGGUAUGGGAUCCAGAGGAUGACCUUGGUGGAGAGGAGGUGGUGGUUAUAAAAUGGAAUUAUGUUGAUGAGGAUGUCACACAGAGCACUGAGGUGAGUGGAGCACCUAUGCAGGAUGUACAGCUCCUAUUGCCUUCACAUGAUGGCCUGCCUACACUGGAUGAGCAGCAGUCCAUACAUGAGGAGGCAGUGCCAACUGCCCAGCAGGACAGUGAGCUGAAUUUCGAUUUGCCCUCAGAUUCAAACAACCAGUUUUCAUCAUCAACAUCAGCCAGCAACCCAGGAAAUCCACAGACCACACGACGUGCUUCAAUUUGCAGGAUAAAGGUUGUUGAUGAUCUUUUGGCUGUAUUUAUAGACAGCAGCAUCAUGAAUAUGACUUUAAAGAUGGACUUUGUAAAUGAAAAAGCUAUUGAUGAUGCUGGAGUGUGCAGGGAGGUGUACACAGCCUUCUGGGAGCAAUUUCUUGAACAGUGUGAAGGGGAAACAGAACGAGUUCCAAGGCUCAGGCCAGAUUUCUCUGAGGCUGAAUGGCAAGCAGUUGGACGCAUUUGGGUGAAAGGAUUUGUAGACCAUGGUGUCAUGCCAGUGAAGCUAUCGGUGGCUUUCAUUUUAGCAUGCAUCAGUGGAAUUGACUCUGUUGAUACAGACAUCUUAAUAUCAUCGUUUCUCAACUACCUACUUCCCAUCGAGAGAUCAGAUGUUGAGAAGGCUCUCGAAGGCACAAUGGAAGAAAGUGAUCAAUAGGACUUGCUCGACCUUUUCACACGGAUGGGUUCCCAUUUCCUACCUCCAAAGAACAGCAUGAAGUCUGCCAUAGAAACAAUGGCUCACAAAGCUAUUCUCCAAGAGCCAAAGUAUAUAGCUGAUUGCUUCUCCACCCCCAUGUCACUUAUAAAGUUGAAACUGCCAGAUAAGGAAAGCGUGUUGAGUCUGUAUGAGUUAAAGAAAGCCACAGGCAAAAGAGUGAUGCAGCUGCUUGAAACAACAAACAUGGUGCUGUCUCAAAGAGAACAAGCAACCUUUAACCAUCUCCAACGUUAUGUGAAAAAUGCUGAUCAAGUCAAAGCUGAGAAAAUCCUGCGCUUCUGCACAGGUUUCUCUGUCAUAUGUGUUGAACAUAUGUUGCUUUAAUGUUGAAACUGGGCUCAACAGAAGGCCUGUUGCUCACACCUGUGGAGCUACACUCGAAGUGCCGAGUACAUACAGUUCUUACCCAGAAUUUCGUACAGAGUUUGACAACAUCCUGUCCAGCAACUACUUAGAAAUGGACAUCAUUUGAACUUGAGAGCAAUCUUGAUCAGUGUUACGAUCCAACCUCUAGGGGCUGGCUGGAUGCAACAAAAUAACCAGAUGUUAUUAGUUUAGGUUAAGGGAUUUAUUGCUUAGUAGUAAAAGGAACGGAAGAGUGACAAUAAAACACAAGACAAGUGGGUGUUGCUAAAACAAAGAACAGAAUAAAACAUAACAAAGGCUAACAGAGUUUGAAACUAAGCUAAACACAAAGAAAACAACUAAACUCCUUAGCCAAACCGAACUACAAAAGCAACACCCACCACCAGAAACAAAAGCUAAUACAAAAGGUGUACGAAUCAAACUAAACAGAACUGGUGCCUCCGAAUAAGUAUACAUACUGAGCGUAGUUCACAGAAGCUCAGUAUACGAAGUGGCUUCUACACGUAAUUGGCCGACUACAAAAGAGGAGCCUCAGUCUCCACUGACACAUAGGCCUCCACACUAAACAAAAGCCGCCAACAGAAAGGUCGGAGUUGUUUGGGCACAACCACAAGUGCUUCCAGACCGAAAGACCACACAGAACAGUGAUACAAAGCCACAAUACAAAGAGAGCACCAGGGUGGACUGGUCAAAGUACUAGCCACCACGACUGAUGGUAUGGUGGGGCUUUAUAGGUCGCAGGUGUGGUGCUUGGCUGCCUCCGAUUGGUCCGAGGAGGAGGAGCUGGAGGGUGGUCCAAUCAGGAUGGUCGAAGGGCGGGGAGAACCAGACGGAAGCGCAGGUCAUCAGCUCUGUGUGUCAUCAGCUGAAACGGCCGGCAGCUGGGGUUCUAGAGACUCUGAAAAAGUCACAACUGAACCCACACACAAACAUUUCUCUCACACGAAGGCCCCAACAAAACACCCCCUUAAAACAGACGGCACACCAAUACUGGUGGCCGUAACAAUCAGGCCAAAUAGUAACAGGCCUCAUUGUAUGGCUGAGUCUAUUUUAUUAAUUUUUUAAUUUAUUUUUUAUGUCUGUUUUUGUUGUCAUUUAAACAUCUGAUGCACUGAACGUUGUAGUAAGCAGUCUUUCAUCUCAUUUUAUAUUCAGCUAUAAUUCUAUUUUUCUAUUGGUGCAGUAGUACACCUCCAUACUUUUACAUGGAUUUUAUAUUUUGAAUUAUACUUUGAAAAUGACUGCAGCAUUCAUUUCCAUCAGUUUGAGUUUAACCCAGCUUUAAUGCUGAACUUGUUCCUAAAAAGCAUAUUAGUGUAAUGUUCUGUAAUUUACAGAGUUGUCCAUCACUGGUAGAAUUGUUAAUUGUUGAUGUUAAAGUCAUGCCAGUUGGUUGCUUAUUCAGAGACAGUUUGAAACUCAAUGUUGAGAUACCAAUGAGCGGUCCUGUUUACAAAUUGUAUAAGCUGAUUAUGCCUGUGUGAGAUGGCCUUAAGAAUGAUUGUAAUAUUUCCAUUAUAUUACUUGA